Opisthocomus hoazin is the source of this 1026-nucleotide messenger RNA. Lineage: Eukaryota; Metazoa; Chordata; Aves; Opisthocomiformes; Opisthocomidae. The record is from RefSeq and is a predicted model, not a curated record.
AUGGCAAGCAAAGGACCCACGACUUCUACAUCAACAAAGAGCUCCAAUACUGGAGGGACCAGUGGCAGCAGUAGCAGUAAUGGUGCUGGGGACAAUGCUAAUCAGGACAACACUUUCGAAUGUAACAUCUGUUUAGACACUGCCAAGGAUGCAGUUAUCAGCUUGUGUGGACACCUCUUCUGUUGGCCUUGUUUACACCAGGGAUUCCAGGGCUUUGGGUUUGGCGAUGGUGGCUUCCAAAUGUCAUUCGGAAUUGGGGCGUUUCCCUUCGGUAUAUUUGCGACAGCAUUCAACAUAAAUGACGGGCGACCUCCUCCAGCUGUUCCAGGGACUCCUCAAUAUGUGGAUGAGCAGUUCCUCUCCCGCCUCUUCCUGUUUGUGGCUCUGGUGAUAAUGUUCUGGCUGUUGAUUGCAUAAAUCUUUUCCAUUUUUCUGUAUGUUCAUGGCCAACAAGGCCACUGAAACAGUUACAAACUGCAUCCCCGUCCCAUUUUAAACCUCUUGGUGUCUGGUUCCGUAGCUAACUGUGGGCUUCAGGAAUUGGUGGUACCACAGCACAAUGAGGAGUCUCAGAUUUUGCACCAGAGUCGGAAAUUAAACAUUGGUUAAAAAGCAUAUUUCAGCUCAGCUAUCUUGUACAACAGGUUCCUGCCACAGACCAUGGGCCUAACUUUGAGCUCCGCUCCUAAAAGGAGCGCUGCUUUGAAAUCCUGUGCCAAUCAGUGACACCAGGUGUACGUGAAAGACAGUUGCCCCAAGGUAGACCGGGCAGGUAAGGAAACUCCUGCAAUGUGAUCAGUAUCUCAUGCUUGGCAUGCUUGGCGACGGAUCUGCCGGAGCUGCGGACGUUAUUUAAUGUCUUUACAUCAGCAUCCAGCCUUCUUCAGGAAACCAUCUGCAGCACCGCUGAGACUCUGGGCACAGCAUGCGAUGCAAAUGGAGCCAGGUUUGGAGACUGGUUUCGUUUCUUGCUGUUGUUUCCCAGCGUGGUGGAAAACCCCUCCUGAAGCAGCUCUGAUGGCUGUU